AUGAUGAAGCUCCUGCUGCUAUCUUAUACCUUUUUGAGGAAAACUGGGAAAGUUGAUGUAAACAAUGUAGCAUUGGAGAUUGGCAUUUCACCAGAUACAUUAACCGCAAAUAUCAAUUUGCAGGAAGGUUGUAUGGCCCCUGAUGUGCAGCACAAAAUAGUCAAUUGGCUAAAAGCCAAUGCGUAUACUGGGGCAUUUCACAAAGGUUUAAAAGCCAAAAUCAAACCAGCCAAUGUAUCUCUGGAUGGAAGUGGAGCUUCAGACAGUUCUAAUACUUCACCGUUAUCUGAUUCAGGCUUGCCGAAUCCGGUUGCUGUUAAUGUUAAGUCUGUACCACCAAGGAGAAGAACUAUCAGUAACAUUAGAAUUUUGAAGGAUAAUACAGUGAUAUGUUCAUUGGAGGGGGUUACUACUAGUGAGAAUGGCAUAUCAAUUGAUAAGUUCCUAGUUCCUGAGUGUGAAAAUCCGAGAAUUUACAACAAAGCCUCAAUUUCUGAUACCACUGAAACUGAAACUGAAACGAAUAUAACAAGGUCUGAUGAUAUAUUUCAGAGGGUUCAAGAUAAUGCUGAUAAACCUUACAAACCCAGCUUAUCUUUAUGCGUUCCAGAACAAAAGUCUACUAAUUUGCAGAAUGCUUCCAUGCUUUCUGAUCUGCUCAUUCCUAUCAUUUGCUAG
Lathyrus oleraceus (garden pea) is the source of this 678-nucleotide messenger RNA. RefSeq lists its product as uncharacterized. The record is from RefSeq and is a predicted model, not a curated record. The coding region runs from base 1 to 678 and encodes 225 amino acids. NCBI's taxonomy places the organism in Eukaryota, Viridiplantae, Streptophyta, Magnoliopsida, Fabales, Fabaceae. The transcript has a single exon.